Molecule: messenger RNA, 608 nt
Organism: Phragmites australis (common reed)
Lineage: Eukaryota; Viridiplantae; Streptophyta; Magnoliopsida; Poales; Poaceae
Exons: 1
Coding region: 67-402 (111 amino acids)
Source: RefSeq, a predicted model, not a curated record
CAGCGCCUCCGUGUCGCCACACAAUCCCCAACAAAGCAACCAAAGCAAACCAAGAAACGGGGCACGAUGCGUCGCGAGGGCCGGCAGCACGGGUGGGUGUACGCCGUCGACCGCAGCCUGGUCGACGCGGAGGGCAAGCGCCGCGCAGCGGUGCACGUCGAGGGCGCGGCGACGGCCAACGGCGGGUUCGUCAGGGCGCCGCGGAAGCCCACCAACCACUCCAAGCCCGCCGUCGGCCGCGCGUACAGGGAGCUGAUCGGCAGCGGCAAGGCCGGGGCAGCGGCGGGCAAGGGGAGGCACAAGUUCAAGCACGACGAGGUCAAGAUGCACUACCUCGAACUUGAGGGAGCCGCCGCCGCCGCCGCCGCCGCCGCCGAUGCGCUGAUGGACUGGUAUGACUGACAUGGAUUGAUGGACUGGCAUGCCGCAUUGCCGGGAAGAGGCGAGAUGUACACAUUUUGUGUCAGGGGUGUGAAGUUAUUUUGUGACGUGAAAAUCCUUGUUGCUUAACUCAGUGAGUAAAGUAGAUUUUCUUGUCAGGAGAUUAUGCUUGGGAUCCGGAUUGCACUUCCAAAUUGAAAUCUCAUUUGAUCUCUGAAGUCUUAAGU